Molecule: messenger RNA, 1728 nt
Organism: Sparassis crispa
Lineage: Eukaryota; Fungi; Basidiomycota; Agaricomycetes; Polyporales; Sparassidaceae
Product: WD repeat-containing protein
Exons: 3
Coding region: 1-1728 (575 amino acids)
Biological process (GO): anaphase-promoting complex-dependent catabolic process; positive regulation of ubiquitin protein ligase activity; positive regulation of anaphase-promoting complex-dependent catabolic process
Cellular component (GO): anaphase-promoting complex
Molecular function (GO): protein binding; anaphase-promoting complex binding; ubiquitin ligase activator activity
Source: RefSeq, a predicted model, not a curated record
AUGUCUCAUAAUCCUAAAACACCUUCGAAUUCGAGAUAUCGCUCUCGAUCAGAGGCGAAGAUGCCACUCACACCCUCCCUCACUGCUGGUCUGAAUUCACUCAGUCUCGCCCCGUCGUCGACGAAAUCGAGAUCAGACUUGUCUAUGGCAAAUCCUUUCUUGUUGAGUCGCCCAGGAUCUCCUACUAUGCGGGGAACAUCUGGAAGUACUAGUGCUAGCACGAGCAAGGGCAAGAGCAAGAGCAGGCCCGCGUCGCCCAUCAAGCGACAAACGAGUGGCGCCCUCCAAGUUUCAGAGAGCCUGCAUCGCCAGGCGAGCACUGGAGUCUUGAGGAAGGGCGGUGUAGAGAGCAAACUGGACGUGAUCACGCACGACUACGUGCCGCCCAAGUCGGAGAAGAGGUCAAAAUCUCAGCCUUCGAGGGACACCCGUGAUAGGUUCAUUACUGUGCGCGACCCUACAGAUGAGGUAGCGGCGACACUCGACUUGAUGUCGCUGAACCCGCAAUCUGCGUCGCCUGGGCACACGGCACGCCUCGCGGCUGCCACUGGUGUGCCACUGAACCGACGUGUUCUUUCUUACCAUGAGCCCCCACCAGCAUCGUCCUCGGACCCUCUCCUUGCACAGGCGCGCGAGUUUGCCAGGCCGCUUUACGCACGGCCGGGUGCUCUGCCGAACUCUACAUCCUCAACCACCAGCAAGGGCAGGAAGAUUGCGACUCAGCCAGAGCGCGUGCUAGACGCGCCCGGCAUGGUGGACGAUUUCUACCUCAAUCUAGUCGCGUGGAGCUCGCUGAACAUACUUGCUGUCGCGCUUGCAGAAAAUACAUACAUCUGGCGCGCAGAUUCGGGCGAGGUCGUGCACUUGGGCGAGGCCCCAGAGGCGACGUACGUCGCUGCGGUCGACUUUUCGAACGAUGGACAGUUUCUGGGUGUCGGACUUGGCUCGGGCGCAGUCGAGCUCUGGGACGUGGAAACGCAGACGAAGUUGCGCACGAUGGCAGGGCAUGCGAGCCAAGUUGCGUGCCUGUCGUGGUACGAGCACCUGCUGACCUCCGGGUGUGGAGACGGCAGCAUUUGGCAUCAUGAUGUGCGUGUUGCACGGCACAAAGUCGGAGAGCUCAUGGGACACCAGGGCGAGGUGUGUGGGUUGAAGUGGCGGAGCGAUGGCGAGCUCCUCGCCAGUGGUGGAAAUGAUAACGUAGUGAACGUCUGGGACGGGCGUGUCGGAGACGUCUCGCCGGGAACUCGAUCCGCUGCUCGCUGGACGAAGCGAAACCAUACUGCUGCUGUCAAGGCAGUUGCAUGGUGCCCGUGGCAGCCGUCCCUACUGGCGUCAGGCGGUGGUACGUCCGACGCGACGGUGCAUAUAUGGAACACCACCACCGGUGCGCGCCUGCAUUCGCUGGUCACGCCGUCGCAGGUCACGUCGAUCCAAUGGUCUCCGCACAAGAAGGAAUUCCUCACAACGCACGGCUACCCGACAAACGCGCUCAUGGUGCAUUCCUAUCCUUCGAUGGAACGCGUCGUCGAGAUCCGUGACGCGCACGACUCGCGCGUGCUCUGGAGCGCGCUGGGCCCUGCUGGUGACAUGGUGUGCACGGGGGCGGGAGAUGAAAAUCUGAAGUUCUGGCGCAUCUGGGAUGUGCCUAGGGUCAAGAAGGGCAAAGAGGCGAAGGACACUGGCAGAACCAGCAGCACUAGGAGUGGGAUUUUGAGCAUCCGGUAG